UAAUUUUCUCAAAACAAAUGCGAUUUAUAUCGAUGGCUAUCGGUGUGAAAAGCUUUGUCUCUAUAGCUGUGAUCAGCUGCAGCCACAAUUUGUUUAUAUAUUAAUGAAAACACAUAUAAUUUGUUGUACCCAAUGUAACAAUGUCGAGCAUUGCCAGCUUGAAUGAUAAGUGCCUGCUUAAAAUUGCAGAGUACCUGGAUAUCGGGGAGCAGCUGUGCCUGUGGCAGGCUACUGAUCCCACAUCUCGCCUUAACAUAAUUCUUUUAAACUGCUGGCAGAGCCAAAACAAUCACUUCUUGCACGGAAAAAUAUUUGAAGAUAAGCCGGAACUUCUUCAUAAAUUUUUGGAAUGCAUUAGUUCUACUGUGGUGAAGCUGACUGUCGUUGAUUUUUCCCUUGACCAGGCCAGUGGUUUCCGGAGUCAUAGCUUUCCCAAGGCACGGGUACUGGAUUAUUCUCGGGAGGAAUCAGAUGUAGACGAUAUGGAGACUCUAGUCACUUGCUUUCCCCUAAUAGAGUCAUUUAAAAUGAGUGUGAAGGACGAAAUAUUAUCUGCUCAUCAUGUGGUGAGGUGGGAGCGUCUACGCAAAUUGGACAUUAUGGAAGCCUCCAUGCACUGGAAAACAAAAUGUUUUCAAGAAGUCUGCCAAAAACUUGAACUUCAGCUUUUGAGUGUAGCAUGGAUAGAAUCCGAGGAAGACGCCUAUGUAGAGGCCAUCUGCAAAUUACAGGAACUGGAGGAACUGCAAUUGGAACUGAUGGUCCUCAGCAGGGAAAACACAAGGAAGCUAUUGACUCUGCCAAAGUUGAAAAAACUUCGCCUUGAUGAAUUCGAAGAUGUAACGGAUCUGCUAGACAUCGUGGUCGAAAUGCGAGGACAAGAUGUAGUUUCACUUACUUGCAACGAAAACUUUUGGCUUUAUCUUAUUCCCAACCAUUUUCAAAAUGUGCGAAAAGUUUGCAUCAUAAAUGAAGGAGUCGUGGAAGGAAUAUGGACAGCUGAAAGCUUUAACAAAAGUCUCAGAGAAUUUCCUUGCUUGGUAGAAUUGUAUUUAAAGGAUACAACCAUUUGGGGUACUGGCGAUGAGUUUUGGGACAUGAUAUACUCCUGUCCCCAGCUUCAAUUAAUAUAUUUGCAUAGUCACGAAAUAGAUGACGGAUGCUUAGAGUUCAGUGCAUCGACAAUGGACAAGGCUUUAUGUCAGCGGCAAAAUCCUUUGGUUAUCCAUUUUUUCAAAACUUCGCAUGAAGAAUUGAUAUUAAAGCUUCUGAGUCAUUCCAAAAUUGAGAUUUCCUUUAAAGUCCUUAAGGAUGCUUAUCCAAAUCUGUACGGUGGCCUUUUGGAACUGGAAUUCAUAGCGUUGAAGUCAUAAAGACUAAUAAAAAUUUGAAAAAUGUAACAGAGUCGUUUUAACCGUAAAUAUUUGUAUCGUAUUUUAAAAGAUGUGGAAUUAAUCAACGC
Molecule: messenger RNA, 1462 nt
Organism: Drosophila subpulchrella
Lineage: Eukaryota; Metazoa; Arthropoda; Insecta; Diptera; Drosophilidae
Exons: 3
Coding region: 141-1373 (410 amino acids)
Source: RefSeq, a predicted model, not a curated record